UGUUUCAGGUAAAGGUUGGGCAAGAAGUUGGAUUUCACUUUUAUUGCAAUUCUCACAAUGAAACUCACAUUUCUUAUUGUCUUGAUUGGAGUGUACGCGUGCUCUGCUCAGGAUUCUUCCACAACUCCGUCUCCUUCCUAUACCGACCGUCGAUGCGGUGAAGACUUGGGAAAUCUUUGGUUGGAUGUGGUAGCUGUGGUGGACAACUCGAUUGGAAUGACAAAUGGAGGAUUGACAAGUAUUGCCGCUAAUAUUGCUUCAGUCGUCAGUAGUGGUACUCGAAUUGGAACAAAUCCUUCUGAGCCAAGAACCACAAGACUUGGAUUAGUAACCUACAACAAAGCUGCGGCGAUUCAAGCCGAUCUUAACCAAUACCAAUCACUCGAUGACGUCUACGAUAAUGUUUUCCGUGCUCUUUCGUCAGUCAGCACUUCCGAAGAGUCAUAUCUAGCAAAUGGGCUUGCAAGAGCAGAAGAUGUACUUGAAGCCGGCAAACAAGGGUACAACCGUACUCAUUAUCAGAGAGUUGUGAUUGUCUAUGCAUCAGCUUACAAGGGAUCCGGAGCCUUGGACCCAGUGCCAGUUGCUGAAAGACUGAAAACUUCUGGAGUGACUGUUAUUACUGUGGCAUAUGAUCAAGACGGAGACGGUGCUCUUCUUGCAGAUCUGGCAAAGAUUGCAUCUCCACCAUACAACUUCACGAAUACCGAAGACAACGGGCAAGUUAUUGGAGAGAUUCAGGAUGCUUUGCUGCAAGUGAACUGUUUCUGCCGAAACUCGUGGAUUCAAUACCGUGUAUCUUACACUGAUGUUCACUCCUACCGCUACGGUGUCUGCAUUCUUCCAGUCGGUUUCAAUGCGGUAUGGCGCGCUGCCAAAUCUUCAUGCAUGAACCGAAAUGCAUAUCUUGUCACUGAAUUCGAUUCGAACAAACACGAUUAUGUCCUGACUGCAGUGAGCAAUUACACAGGAUUCAGUGUACCUCUAACUUAUCACAACGGACUCAGUAUGGUCAAAGGUGUCUGGGUAUGGGAUCAACCACAAGGAAUGCCUCAACCACAGCUUCAAAGUUAUGCAGGAUGGAAUCCAGGAUAUCCCAUUUCGGACUCUACUCUCACAGGAGUUCUGAAUCAACAAUCAAGUGUGCAACUGCAGUCUGGAUGGCAGAAUAUCAAGCCACUGACGACUGGAGCCAAUUAUGUUUGUGAAACGGCAUCUUGCGAUACUGAUAAUUACUGCACCGAAGCUGGACUUGCUGAAAUUUCCGUAAAACACUAAUAUACACGAUACAUACUUGUUGUUGUAUAAUAAUAAAUUCUGAUUCUACAGACCGUAUUUAUUUUAUUAGUACUGCUUCUCCCUCUUUGUAAUAAAAAUUUGGAAUCCA
This is a messenger RNA of Caenorhabditis elegans, 1387 nucleotides long. It is a transcript of the gene clec-60, whose product is annotated as VWFA domain-containing protein. Bases 58 to 1278 code for a protein of 406 amino acids. Lineage: Eukaryota; Metazoa; Nematoda; Chromadorea; Rhabditida; Rhabditidae. The record is from RefSeq and is marked reviewed. The transcript has 6 exons.